Molecule: messenger RNA, 2456 nt
Organism: Suncus etruscus (white-toothed pygmy shrew)
Lineage: Eukaryota; Metazoa; Chordata; Mammalia; Eulipotyphla; Soricidae
Gene: MEN1
Product: menin 1
Exons: 10
Coding region: 135-1973 (612 amino acids)
Biological process (GO): negative regulation of cell population proliferation; negative regulation of cell cycle; regulation of transcription by RNA polymerase II
Cellular component (GO): nucleus; histone methyltransferase complex; chromatin
Molecular function (GO): Y-form DNA binding; chromatin binding; transcription cis-regulatory region binding
Source: RefSeq, a predicted model, not a curated record
GGCCUUUGAGGGUCCUGGGAGGCGUCCUGGGGUGCACCCCUUAUCCCUGGGGGCAAUGGGGCUUGCAGGCCUGGGUGGGACAAGAAGGCCCAGCUUUGCAGCAUAGGCCCGAGCAAGGGCCCAGGCCCGCCGCCAUGGGGCUCAAGGCCGCCCAGAAGACGCUCUUCCCGCUGCGCUCCAUCGACGACGUGGUGCGCCUGUUCGCGGCCGAGCUGGGCCGGGAGGAGCCCGACCUGGUGCUCCUGUCCCUGGUGCUGGGCUUCGUGGAGCAUUUCCUGGCUGUCAACCGCGUCAUCCCCACCAACGUGCCUGAACUCACCUUCCAGCCCAUCCCCGCGCCCGACCCGCCGGGCGCCCUCACCUACUUCCCCGUGGCUGACCUGUCCAUCAUCGCGGCCCUCUACGCCCGCUUCACUGCGCAGAUCCGGGGCGCCGUGGAUCUGUCCUUGUACCCCCGCGAGGGGGGCGUCUCGAGCCGCGAGCUGGUGAAGAAGGUCUCCGAUGUCAUCUGGAACAGCCUCAGCCGCUCUUACUUCAAAGAUCGGGCGCAUAUCCAGUCGCUCUUCAGCUUCAUCACAGGCACUAAGUUAGACAGCUCUGGCGUGGCCUUCGCGGUCGUGGGGGCCUGCCAGGCUCUGGGGCUCCGUGAUGUCCACCUGGCCUUAUCUGAGGACCAUGCGUGGGUGGUGUUUGGGCCCAACGGCGAGCAGACGGCGGAGGUCACCUGGCAUGGCAAGGGGAAUGAGGAUCGCAGGGGCCAGACCGUCAACGCGGGUGUGGCUGAGCGGAGCUGGCUGUACCUGAAGGGCUCCUACAUGCGCUGUGACCGCAAGAUGGAGGUGGCCUUCAUGGUGUGCGCCAUCAACCCGUCCAUCGACCUACACACUGACUCACUGGAGCUGCUGCAGUUGCAGCAGAAGCUGCUGUGGCUCCUCUAUGACCUGGGACAUCUGGAAAGGUACCCCAUGGCGCUGGGGAACCUGGCAGAUCUGGAGGAGCUGGAACCCACCCCUGGCCGGCCAGACCCCCUGACGCUCUACCAUAAGGGCAUUGCUUCCGCCAAGGCCCACUACCAGGACGAGCACAUCUACCCCUACAUGUACCUGGCUGGCUUCCACUGCCGCAAUCGCAACGUGCGCGAAGCCCUGCAGGCCUGGGCGGACACGGCCACGGUCAUCCAGGACUACAACUACUGCCGUGAAGACGAGGAGAUCUACAAGGAAUUCUUUGAGGUAGCCAACGACGUCAUCCCCAACCUGCUGAAGGAGGCCGCCAGCCUGCUAGAGGCCGGCGAAGAGCGAGCGGGGGAGCAGAGCCAGGGCUCCCCAAGCCAGGGCUCUGCCCUGCAGGACCCCGAGUGCUUCGCCCAUCUGCUGCGCUUCUACGAUGGCAUCUGCAAGUGGGAGGAGGGCAGCCCCACGCCCGUGCUGCAUGUGGGCUGGGCCACCUUCCUGGUGCAGUCCCUGGGCCGCUUCGAGGGCCAGGUGCGACAGAAAGUACGCAUCGUGAGCCGUGAGGCCGACACGGCUGAGGCCGAGGAGCCGUGGGGUGAGGAGGCCCGGGAAGGCCGCCGGCGGGGUCCACGCCGAGAGUCCAAGCCUGAGGAGCCUCCACCGCCCAAGAAGCCAGCGCUGGACAAGGGCCCCGGCUCAGGGCCUGGCACUGUGCCGGCACCCCCCCGAAAGCCCCCAGGACCAGUACCAGUCCCAGGCCCAGCCCGGGGCCCGGAGGGCAGCAGUGCUGCCCCUGUGCCCGCGCCGGCGGCCUCGCCACCCCCUGAAGGCCCAGUGCUCACCUUCCAGAGUGAGAAGAUGAAGGGCAUGAAGGAGCUGCUGGUGGCCACCAAGAUCAACUCGAGCGCCAUCAAGCUGCAGCUCACGGCACAGUCGCAGGUGCAGAUGAAGAAGCAGAAGGUGUCCACGCCCAGCGACUACACGCUCUCCUUCCUCAAGAGGCAGCGCAAGGGACUCUGAGCCCCCCUCUCGCCCCCUGGCCCUGACACACCCCCACAGUCAGCUCCAAGUCUCACCCCUGACUGGAUACAACACUGGGGAAGAUCCCCUAGCCCGAAUUUGGACCCUGCCUGUCAUCGGCUUAUGGAUUCCGACCCCCAUUAUCUCAGCGGCCCAAUGGAAAGAACCUUCCUGGCUGCCUGCAGACUCUCGGGGGCUAGCCACCAAGAAGUCAGGGCCCCUGGGCAUCUGGGACUCUUGUAGGCUUGUCCAUUGCUGCUCAGGGGUGUUCUACCCCACGGGGCCCAGAUGUCACGUUUACCCUAGAAGCACAGGUUACCCAUUCCCACCCCAGAACCUCACCCAGCCCCUAGGAGUAUGUUUCUACACUUGAAAAUUCCAUGACUCUGCAGUCAAGCCCCCUCGCUCCUCAAAGAAUUGAGGUGCCGCUUCCAGAGUUUGGAAACCCACCGUCCCAGGCCCCCCCCCCCCCCCCCGCCCCAC